GAAGGGUGAAACCCGGCCUUUGAGAGCAGGGAGGCGCCUGCGGAGGAGCGGAGAGGCCUGUUCCGCCAUUUUAGGGAAAGGCGAGUCCUGCAGCCCAAGCUUCCCGCCGCCGCCGCCGCCAUGUUCUCUUCCGUGGCGCCGCUGGUGCGUCUGAACCCAUUCCACGCGCCUCACCUGCAGCUGCAGCAGCAGCAGCAAGAGGAAGGCCUCAGCCUGAGGAAGCAGCGCCCGGCGGAGCUUGCGGAGGUUUCUUGCACCCGGAAGAGCCUGGCAGCGGCUUCCGCGGAGGAAGACUAUAGUUGUGCAUAUGGUUCUGGGAGAUUCUUCAUCCUUUGUGGCUUUGGUGGGAUCAUUAGCUGUGGUACCACACACACGGCAUUGGUACCCUUAGAUCUCGUUAAAUGCCGAAUUCAGGUGGAUCCACAAAAAUACAAGAGCAUCUUCAAUGGAUUUUCAGUUACUGUCAAAGAAGAUGGUGUCCGUGGCUUGGCUAAAGGAUGGGCCCCAACCUUUAUUGGAUAUUCCAUGCAAGGACUCUGCAAAUUUGGUUUCUAUGAAGUCUUCAAAAUCCUAUAUGGAAACUUACUGGGAGAGGAAAAUUCUUAUUUGUGGCGUACAUCAUUGUACUUGGCUGCAUCUGCCAGUGCUGAGUUCUUUGCUGACAUUGCUCUGGCUCCAAUGGAAGCUGCUAAGGUUCGCAUUCAAACGCAGCCUGGGUAUGCUAACACACUACGGCAAGCAGCUCCAAAAAUGUUUGCAGAAGAAGGUGUUUGGGCUUUCUACAAAGGCGUUGUUCCAUUAUGGAUGAGGCAGAUUCCAUAUACAAUGAUGAAAUUUGCCUGCUUUGAACGAACUGUGGAAGCUCUGUACAAAUAUGUUGUUCCCAAACCAAGGAGUGAAUGUUCAAAAGGAGAACAGCUGGUUGUUACAUUUAUAGCAGGUUAUAUUGCUGGUGUCUUCUGUGCCAUUGUCUCACAUCCUGCUGAUUCCGUGGUAUCUGUGCUGAACAAAGAAAAGGGCAGCUCAGCUCUGCAAGUGCUGAAGAGGCUGGGAUUAAAAGGAGUAUGGAAGGGGCUAUUUGCACGUAUUAUUAUGAUUGGCACCCUGACAGCGCUACAGUGGUUCAUCUAUGACUCCGUGAAAGUGUAUUUCAGGCUUCCCCGCCCACCUCCACCUGAGAUGCCAGAAUCUUUGAAGAAAAAACUUGGUCUUACUGAAUAGAUGAAUCAUGGACUUGAGAGGUUGAUAGCAAAACAUCAUGAAACUUUUUACACAUGGCAAUGUAGAAGACUGCAGUGUUGUCACUAUUGGUCAAAAUAAACCAUAUGAGAAUUA
Sceloporus undulatus (fence lizard) is the source of this 1335-nucleotide messenger RNA. RefSeq names its product solute carrier family 25 member 3 (gene SLC25A3). Gene Ontology annotation, cellular component: mitochondrial inner membrane. The record is from RefSeq and is a predicted model, not a curated record. The coding region runs from base 121 to 1221 and encodes 366 amino acids. Gene Ontology annotation, molecular function: phosphate transmembrane transporter activity. The transcript has 7 exons. Lineage: Eukaryota; Metazoa; Chordata; Lepidosauria; Squamata; Phrynosomatidae. Gene Ontology annotation, biological process: mitochondrial phosphate ion transmembrane transport.